Messenger RNA from Saccostrea echinata, 2510 nucleotides. Its product is annotated as sodium- and chloride-dependent glycine transporter 2-like. Gene Ontology annotation, cellular component: membrane. The record is from RefSeq and is a predicted model, not a curated record. Bases 76 to 1995 code for a protein of 639 amino acids. Gene Ontology annotation, biological process: sodium ion transmembrane transport. The transcript has 14 exons. NCBI's taxonomy places the organism in Eukaryota, Metazoa, Mollusca, Bivalvia, Ostreida, Ostreidae.
UCGUCUGAUAGAGCAGCAGAAAAAGGAGUUUAAUUUGAUUUUGAAUUUUACAGACAUCAAAUCAGGCUGCAAAUAAUGGACAAGGCAGACAAUUCAAAUACAGAGAAAGGUCAGUCAGAAAACAAGAGAGGAAGAUGGGGAGCAAAGCUAGAUUAUAUGCUUUCUAUGGUUGGUUAUUGUGUUGGUCUUGGUAACAUCUGGAGAUUUCCGUAUCUUUGUAUGAGAAAUGGAGGAGGUGCUUUUCUAAUUCCAUUUAUAUUUUUCCUCCUGGCUGCCGGUCUUCCAUUAUAUUUUCUGGAGGUCUCUGUUGGACAAUUUACAGGAAAGAGCUGUUUUCAUGUAUGGGAGGCUUGUCCGAUUUUCGAAGGAGUUGGAGUUGGAAUGUUCAUUGUCCUCUUUGUAAUUACACUUUACUACAACAUCAUCAUCACCUGGACCAUCUUCUAUCUCGGAAGUUCCUUUUUCUCGCCUCUUCCAUGGGCGGAUUGUGAAAACGAUUGGAAUACUCUGAAAUGUUUCCAUGACGUUUCAAAAAUGACCUCAGAGCAUGGUGCUAAUGAAACAAUGGACGACUUGUAUAACACGUCAGUCUUCUCAACAAUGACUUAUUCCAUCACUUAUCACAAUAACCUAACUGUCCCUAUUGUGGAGAAUAUGACAAAAGAAACUACGCUUGGUUCAACAAGUGAAGAGGAAUUUUGGUUUAAUCGUGUUCUUGUUGUGUCGGAGGGACUCCAUGAUAUUGGUGGUUUAAACUGGCGACUUACAAUCUGCUUCCUCGUAGCAUGGAUUGUGGUUUGCUUGUGUCUGAUAAAAGGUGUUAAAUCUCUUGGAAAGGUUGUUUACAUCACAGCGACCCUUCCCUAUUUGUUACUGAUCGUCAUUCUUAUCAAGGGCCUGACGCUUCCUGGAUCAACUGAUGGCAUCCUUUUCUACAUCAGACCAGACUUUGAUAAACUUGCCAGUGUUCAAGUAUGGUUAGAGGCCGGAAUUCAAGUCUUCUAUUCACUGGGGCCCGCAUGGGGACCUCUCUUUACCAUGGCUAGCUACAAUAAAUUCAACAAUAACUGCUAUAGAGAUUCGGUCAUUUUAACUCUGGUGAGUGAAGGAACAAGUAUAUUUGGAGGUUUUGCCAUUUUCACCAUUGUUGGUUACAUGGCGCAUGUUGCGGGUAAACCAGUGGAUAAAGUGGUACAGGCAGGUCCCGGGCUGGCUUUUCUUGUUUAUCCAGAGGCUCUCUCGCUGCUUCCUUUACCAAAUGUCUGGGCUGUGUUGUUCUUCUUAACAUUGUUUACUGUUGGAUUAGACAGUCAGUUUGCGACCCUUGAAACCUGCUUGACGGCUGUCAGUGAUAUUUUUCCUCGUAUACGGAACCACAAGGCCCUGAUGUCAAUGAUUUCUUGUGUGUUUUUCUUUCUCGUUGGAUUGCUCCUAUGCACUGGGUGUGGGAUCUACAUAUUUCAGCUGUUAGACUGGUACAUUGCAGCCUUUUGUUUACCUCUCUUUGGAGUGAUUGAAUGUUUAAUUUUUGGCUGGAUUUAUGGGGCAGAUAACUUGUCACGUGACAUUGAAAUGAUGAUUGGAAGAGGUGUACCUAUUUAUAUGAGGAUUUUGUGGUGUGUGAUUACACCCCUCCUUUUAGUGAUGCUAUUAGCAUUUUCUAUAAACACGUACCGACCGCCAAUGGUUGGUUCUUACACGUAUCCGGCGUACGGUCGGGCUAUUGGUUGGAUCGUGGCCUUCCUUCCUAUAGUACCUCUACCCAUCUGUGCGAUAAGAGCCAUAAGACGGUCUAAAGGUGAUACUGUAUGGAAGAAACUAUGUUCAUCUUUGAAACCUUCAGAGCGAUGGAGACCAGUUUCUAAUUUUGAGUGUGAAAAAUAUAAGAUUGAAAACAGAUCUGGAGACUUUAAAUCCACCAUACUCAGAAACAUUUGUGGAAAAAAAAGCUUAGACGACCAAGAAACAGUGUCAGAUAUCUGUCUAGAAACCUAAGACAGAUUUGUUCCCUUUCCUGCAAACAGUUUUACAUUCAAAAUACGUCAUAAGUUUUGAUUUUAAUACUAAAAAGUUCCUCAUAAAAACCAAUUUAAUGUCAAUGAACACAAAUUAAUUGCAUUUUAGACUUGUCAAUCUAGAUCCCUUUUUAAAAGAACUAAUCUAAUUCCGGACAACUUUUUAAAUAUUUCAUAAACUGUCUCAUCAAAAAUUAUUCAUUUUUUCACAUUGAUCGAAAAUGAUAUCCUAGCCCUUUUGACAAAUAUUACAUGGAUAAGGUUGUAAUGUCAUAUACACGUGAUUUUAUGUCAUGCAUUAUCUAGAGAUGUUGUAACUCUUAUCUUGUUUUCGACUUCUUUCAUUGGACCUCACUUUCUGGUGACUUCAGGAAUUUACAGAUUUUAGUUAGCUUUUAUUUAUUACGCAAAAAUAUACAAAAUAAAAUGGAGAAAAGUAAACAUGUUUUUUAUCCGAAGGACAGAUGAUAAAAACAAACUUUUUAAAACCAUAAA